This is a messenger RNA of Gorilla gorilla gorilla (western lowland gorilla), 1410 nucleotides long. Its product is annotated as olfactory receptor 52P1. Gene Ontology annotation, molecular function: olfactory receptor activity; G protein-coupled receptor activity. The record is from RefSeq and is a predicted model, not a curated record. The transcript is spliced from 3 exons. The coding region runs from base 421 to 1410 and encodes 329 amino acids. Gene Ontology annotation, biological process: G protein-coupled receptor signaling pathway. Gene Ontology annotation, cellular component: plasma membrane. Lineage: Eukaryota; Metazoa; Chordata; Mammalia; Primates; Hominidae.
GUACUUCGGCAGGGUGCCACCAUGACUGCUUGCAAUGCCUCACAGGGCCACCCUUCUUUCUUCAUUCUCCAAGGAAUUCCUGGCAUGGAGGACAAACACAGAUGGAUAUCUAUCCCCUUCUCCUCCAUGUAUUUCGUUAUGGUGCUUGGGAACUGCACCAUCCUCCUCACCAUCUCCACAGAGCGCUCCCUGCACAAACCCAUGUUCCUGCUCCUAUGUCUGUUGGCCCUCACAGACCUGGGCAUGUCUACAACCACCAUUCCCAAGGCAAUAUAAAAAAAUCAGGAGGAGGAGCCAAGAUGACCGAAUAGGAACAGCUCCGGUCUACAGCUCCCAGCGUGAGCGACGCAGAAGACGGGUGAUUUCUGCAUUUCCAUCUGAGAUAAUGUGAUACUAUGUGGAGGUUCCUGACCACAGAGAAUGUCCAGCACUCUUGGCCACAACAUGGAAUCUCCUAAUCACACUGAUGUUGACCCUUCUGUCUUCUUCCUCCUGGGCAUCCCAGGUCUGGAACAAUUUCAUCUGUGGCUCUCACUCCCUGUGUGUGGCUUAGGCACAGCCAUAAUUGUGGGCAAUAUAACUAUUCUGGUUGUUGUUGCCACUGAACCAGUCUUGCACAAGCCUGUGUACCUUUUUCUGUGCAUGCUCUCAACCAUCGACUUGGCUGCCUCUGUCUCCACAGUUCCCAAGCUACUGGCUAUCUUCUGGUGUGGAGCCGGACAUAUAUCUGCCUCUGCCUGCCUGGCACAGAUGUUCUUCAUUCAUGCCUUCUGCAUGAUGGAGUCCACUGUGCUACUGGCCAUGGCCUUUGAUCGCUGCAUGGCCAUCUGCCACCCACUCCGCUAUGCCACAAUCCUCACUGACACCAUCAUUGCCCGCAUAGGGGUGGCAGCUGUAGUGCGAGGCUCCCUGCUCAUGCUCCCCUGUCCCUUCCUUAUUGGGCGUUUGAACUUCUGCCAAAGCCAUGUGAUCCUACACACGUACUGUGAGCACGUGGCUGUGGUGAAGCUGGCCUGUGGAGACACCAGGCCUAACCGUGUGUAUGGGCUGACAGCUGCACUGUUGGUCAUUGGGGUUGACUUGUUUUGCAUUGGUCUCUCCUAUGCCCUAAUUGCACAAGCUGUCCUUCGCCUCUCAUCCCAUGAAGCUCGGUCCAAGGCCCUAGGGACCUGUGGUUCCCAUGUCUGUGUCAUCCUCAUCUCUUAUACACCAGCCCUCUUCUCCUUUUUUACACACCGCUUUGGCCAUCACGUUCCAGUCCAUAUUCACAUUCUUUUGGCCAACGUUUAUCUGCUUUUGCCACCUGCUCUUAAUCCUGUGGUAUAUGGAGUUAAGACCAAACAGAUCUGUAAAAGAGUUGUCAGGGUGUUUCAAAGUGGGCAGGGAAUGGGCAUCAAGGCAUCUGAGUGA